Pteropus alecto (black flying fox) is the source of this 1471-nucleotide messenger RNA. RefSeq names its product tissue factor pathway inhibitor 2 (gene TFPI2). The transcript has 5 exons. The coding region runs from base 197 to 901 and encodes 234 amino acids. The record is from RefSeq and is a predicted model, not a curated record. NCBI's taxonomy places the organism in Eukaryota, Metazoa, Chordata, Mammalia, Chiroptera, Pteropodidae. Gene Ontology annotation, molecular function: serine-type endopeptidase inhibitor activity. Gene Ontology annotation, biological process: negative regulation of peptidase activity. Gene Ontology annotation, cellular component: extracellular region.
CAGCCUCCCCUCCAGGCUCCGCACAGCGCACAGGCACGCCCCGCCCCGGCCGGGUCGGCAGUGUGCUCGCUCUACAAAAAGCGGACACCCACCACCGGCACCCAGGCCAGGUCACCUUGAGGCUGGACUCUGCGCACCCUUCUGCCGGCGCAUUCUGGGGACCCCUCGCCUUGCGGGCCGCUGGAACCUGGACACCAUGGACCCUACUUGUACCCUCGGGCUGUUGCUUCUGCCGUUGCUCAUAACGGGGACCGCGCUGGGCAAUGCUGUUCAGGAUUUGCCAGGCAACAACGCGGAGAGCUGCCUCCUGCCCCCAGAUGUAGGGCCCUGCCGGGCCCGGAUCCCCAGUUUUUACUACGACAGGUACACGCAGAGCUGCCGCCAGUUCAUGUACGGGGGCUGCGAGGGCAACGCCAACAACUUCGAAACUCUGGCGGCCUGUGAGGAAGCUUGCUGGAGGAUAGAGAAAGUUCCCAAAAUUUGCCGGUUGGAAGUCAGUGAGGGGCAGUGUGGUGAGCCCAGAGAAGAGUAUUUCUUCAAUUUAAGUACCAUGACAUGUGAAAAAUUUAUGUCUGGUGGGUGUCACCACGGUGGGAACCAGUUCCCGGAUGAAGCCACUUGCAUGGGCUUCUGUACACCAAAGAAAGGUCCAUCAUACUGCUACAGUCCAAAAGAUGAGGGACUAUGUUCUGCUAAUGUGACUCGCUAUCAUUUUAAUCCGAGACAUAAAACCUGUGAGGCCUUCACCUAUACUGGCUGUGGGGGAAAUGACAAUAACUUUGUUAGCAUGAAGGAUUGCAAACGCGUUUGCAUAAAAGCCUUGAAGAAGAAACAGAAUAAGAAGAUGCCAAAGAUUCUCUUUGUCAAGAGAAACCUAAAAAUGCAGAAGAAGCUAUUUUAACUUUUUUUUUUGGUAUGUCACUUUGUGAAGGCUAUUGUUUUUCCGGUUAUAGCUGAAGAAUGAUAUGGUAACAUGAGUAAAUGAAUCACUAGUGACUUAUUCUUAUUCACCAGUUUUUACUGAUCCAUGUUACUUUUUACAUACAUAAUUAGCUGCUACUCAAAUGUGAAUUUAUUAUUUGAAUUUACUAUUCAACUAAUUUUUAUGAGUUGACUUUUUGCUGUGCCUAAGAUAAAAAAGCAAAUAUGACUCACCCAGUUCUUGGGGUUGCUCUUCUGAUUUUAGACGAUGAUAGUAACUGAAAAACCUAAGACAAUAUAAUCAUGUUCCUUUAAUACAUAUGAUCAUAAAAAGGACCCGCUAAUACAUUUCAUUUUGCAUUUAAAAGUUGGAUUAUAUUUUAGGACCAAAGUGACAAACUUGCAGAUUUACCAACAGUUUAAAAAAUUUUACAAGUGCUAUUGUAUAGACUCUGCUAACUUACUUCCAUUUCUGUUGUGUCAUUUAAAAGAUAAAAUAAAUUUUUGACUGAAUGAAAAAACUCGUAAAUUUAUUAAAAUUAGAAAUAUU